UGGACCAGUGGCUGGAGACUUAAGAGCAACAAAGAGAUCCAGAGAUUUUGCUUCACCACUAAUUAAUAUACCUAUGGGAUUCCCAUUUGAUUCUGUAUUCUACAACAACCUCUAUUUCACAGAUAAUGGUGUAAUCAUAUUCCAGCGCAAUUCAUACGAUCCAAUCUAUGUCCUUAGCUAUCCAUACAAAACAUUCCAGAGUAAUGACUCUGUCACACCACCGGUGAUUGCACCUUUCUGGGCUGAUGUGGACUUAUCAGGAGAUGUCGGAGAGUUAUAUUACCAGGUUUAUGAUUUCCAGAGAACUGUAUCAGACAAGGCAUUUAAGGAGUCAUUGGAGAAAGCCAUUAACACCUAUUUCAGUUCUUCUCUUGAACAACAAUUUUCCGCUACCUGGGCUGUGAAGAUAACAUGGGAUAAUGUCCUCCCAUUCAGUUUGUAUAAUGCAAAUGCCAAUAAGAGAACAUACAGUAACUAUACAAACACUUUUCAAGCAGUCCUGGCUACAAAUGGUGUUUCCUCAUUCUCCCUAACUCUGUUUGAAGAUGGUGGAAUGAGAUGGAGACACAAUGCUCUGCCAUCACAGCAUCAACCAAAAAUGGGCUAUUUCAGUGGUAUUUCCUCACCAAGCAAUACAAAAAACUUCCCAGCUUUUAAUGAUCCACAGACAGAUCCAACUAGAAGCAAAGAGGAAAUAUAUACUCCAGACCAAUCUAUAGGCUAUAAUACAGAACAGUACAUGACUAUGCAAAACAUGUUCCCUACUGAAAAUGGAGCUGGCACCAGGUGCUACUACAGCAGGUCUGGAGCACUGAUCUAUGGAGAGAAGGAACAGUACUUUCCAACACCAUGGACAUAUUUUGACUUCUGGGGUUAUAUGUCAAAUCCAAAGGCUUAUGUUAAUUAUUUCUGGAAUAUGGUCCUUCCAACCCAAAGAAAAAUUUACAGAGCUAAAGAAGUCGAUCCCUACAAUGCAUGUUGUAGAUAUUCCGGAUCCAAUUAUCUGUGUGGCCUCUACAGGGAGAAAAGGCCACUAGAUCGCUGUGAACAAUAUGUCCCCCCUCAAAUUGGGUUUCUCUUUGGAGAUCCUCACAUCAGUACACUGGAUGGUGUGACAUACACUUUUAAUGGUCUGGGUGAGUUCACCUUAGCCAAUAUCAAAGAUGAGAACAAUACUGUUGUCUUCAAACUCCAGGGACGCACUGCUAUUGCUGGCAAUGGAACAAGCAAUGCUACUAUCUUUGUGGGUUUGGCAGCCUAUACUUCUGCUGGUGACCAGGUUCAAUGGACUCUACUAAAUGAUAACUCAACUCUUUUAAGUUACAAUGGGACCACAGUUCCUCUCACAGAAAAUGUUACGUACAUUGAGCACAUGGCACUGGAGAGGACAGCAAAAGGUGAAGCCAAAGCUGCUUUUGACAGCGGGAUUUCUGUCUCGGUUACCGCCAAUAUGGGCAUAUUGAAUUUUGUAGUGACUUUGAAUCCAAAAUACCAAAACAGGACUGAGGGACUUCUUGGACUGUACAAUGGAAAUCCUUAUGAUGACUUUCUUUCUGCUGAUGGAAAUAUAUUACCAUACAGUGGGCUUAAGAAGCUAAAAGAAUCUGAGAUCUUCACAUUUGGCAUGACAUGGAAAACUACACCUGAAAAUAGUGUCUUUACCUAUAACGCAAGCAAUGGAGAGACUUGGUUCACUUACAACAACAAUACCUUUAUACCAGUUUUCUUUGACGAACUGUUGUCAGCUAGUGACCCUGAUAUGUUACAGAAAGCUAAUAACACAUGUGCAGGAAACUCAAACUGUGUCUUCGACAUUUUGAGUACUGGGAACUUUCCCUUGGGUAUAAAAACAAAGGAACUUGAUAUUGCUUUCACAAGUCAAAGAAUCAUCAUGGAGAGUUUUCCACCAAACAUCUCUGGUCCUUCUACCAUAAUGACAUCUCUGAGAGCCCAAGUUAUGGUGGAUUACACUGUUUCAUUUGGUCAACUCAACCUAGAAACAACUUCCAGUGAUCUAGUAAUAACAGGAAAUGGAACUCUGAUCUGGCUGCCCAAAUCUUCAGCACCGGUGUUUGCAGUGAUUCGAGCCAAUAACUCAGUUGCUACUGCAGAGUUAGGACUUACACUGAUUCUCUGUAACUGUAGCAAUGAUGGGGUUUGUGACUACAAUAAUGCCAUCCUGAGAAGCCAGAAAGAUAAUUCCAAGUUUAUGACCGCUGUCUGCAAGUGUUCAGAUGCAUGGGAAGGUGAAUUCUGCACUGAAGAUUUCAAUGCUUGCUUGCAAAACAUUUGUUUUAAUACAUCUUCUUGUGUAGAUAACCUGGCUCCAUUAGAAGGUUGUCAGUGUUCACCCUGUCCCAAAGGGUUGAUUGGAGAUGGCGUUAAGUGCUCCGAUAUUGAUGAGUGUUAUGAAAACACAUCAGACUGCAAUCAGAUUUGCAUCAAUACAUUUGCAGGAUACGAGUGCUCCUGUAACGCAGGCUACAGAUCUUCCCAACAAAAUUCCUCACACUGUGACGACAUUGAUGAAUGUGUAGGAUCCUCUCCAUGUGGGGAAAAUGCUAUGUGUUCCAACUUACCUGGAAACUUUUCCUGUGUGUGUAUGAAUGGCUAUCAUGGUGAUCCUUAUCUUCUCUGUACAGAUAUCAAUGAAUGCGCCAGUGGAUCUUCCAGUUUGUGUUCGGACACCUCUGUCUGCAUUAACACAUUAAAUGGUUCAUAUUACUGUGACUGCCUCCCAGGAUACACUGGUGUUAACUGCUCUGGUCCAACAUCCACAACUUUGACUCAUAUAACAUAUUCACAAUUGGCUACGGAAAAACAAACUUUACCAACGAUUACUAGAACUUCACAAACCUCAGCAGCAAUGAUGCCAUCAAGUCGAAUGACCACAAAGUCAUCUGUAUCUGUUUCACUGAACAUUUCCACUGCCACUGCCAAUUCUACAUGGUACAGACCAUCCACAUUAUCCUCAUCUACGUUUUCAAGACAGCUACAAACAAACAUCACAUCCACAGCUUCAGCCUGCAGCUUGGUGUCUUGCCCCACAGCAUACUGUAGCAAUGGGGGAGUAUGCAGCAUUAAUAUGGCGACUUGUAUCCUGAGCUGUAAAUGUCCUGUCCCAUAUACAGACAAUAGAUGCAUUUUGGCUGGGAAUGACUUUAUGCCAGAACCAUCCAAAGGUAUCCCCAAGAGAAUAGUGGAAAUACACCUCUGGUUAAAAGGAGAGGAUGGCUCUGUUCUUAGUGAUACAUCCGCUGAAGAAUACAUGCUUCUUUAUCAGUCUGUGAACAACACGGCAACGUUAUACCUGAAAUCUGUGUUGGCUUUUAACAGGAACAGCAAAGUACAACUGAACUAUGUGAAUGGCAAAGCACAGGCUCGUAUCACAUCGGAAUUCACAUACAUCAACAACAGAACUGUUAUCACAUACUUAAAUGAACAUCUCAUACCCUCUAUAGUCCAUGAAUUCAACAAGUACCUGAUUGAAAAUUGGAGAAGGAGGCAGAUCAACCUAGUUUCCUUUGAGAAGAUGUUUGCAGAGAACAUUACCAGCAUUGAAAUAUUGACUAUACGUGAGUUGGAGCAGUACUUCCCCUGCAACAGCUCAAGAGUUCUUGGAUAUAGUUUGGUGUAUUUGGAGAAUGGAUUCACCUGUAUAUCUCCCUGCACUCAAAAUUACUGUCAAAACAAUGCUGAGUGUCAGCACAGAGUAGAGGGUCCAACCUGCAGGUGCAUCCCAUUCUCCAUUUAUUCUCCAUUUGGUGACCACUGUGAAAACCUUGCAAUUAAUCUAAGGGCUUUCUUCGGUAUAUUGUUUGGUUCUCUGGCAUUGGUUGUGGUGAUCAUAGCCAUAACCAUUCUAAUCAUUUACUGCUGCAGAAGGAGAAAGCGUUCCACGAACAGAAAUAUAACCUUUUACUGGGGAUCCAAAUCUAUCACCCCUUUUAACAAACUUCAAGAAACCAAUUUGCCCAGUAACCCUCAACUGAAGAGCUGGACACCGCACCUUGAAAAUGUACCAGUUGGACCACCGCUGAAAAUUAAAAGACCAACACUACAGGAAAAUUAUAAUGUGUGUCUGGAAACUACUAAUGUUGAAUCCCCAUGCCCACUGUAGCGCUUCACAGUUUCAAAUCUCAGGGUAGACAG
Spea bombifrons (plains spadefoot toad) is the source of this 4152-nucleotide messenger RNA. Its product is annotated as mucin-4-like. Lineage: Eukaryota; Metazoa; Chordata; Amphibia; Anura; Pelobatidae. The transcript has 28 exons. Gene Ontology annotation, biological process: cell-matrix adhesion. The record is from RefSeq and is a predicted model, not a curated record. Gene Ontology annotation, molecular function: calcium ion binding. The coding region runs from base 74 to 4120 and encodes 1348 amino acids.